This is a messenger RNA of Ruditapes philippinarum (Manila clam), 1432 nucleotides long. RefSeq names its product E3 ubiquitin-protein ligase TRIM45-like. The coding region runs from base 123 to 1088 and encodes 321 amino acids. The record is from RefSeq and is a predicted model, not a curated record. Gene Ontology annotation, molecular function: zinc ion binding. NCBI's taxonomy places the organism in Eukaryota, Metazoa, Mollusca, Bivalvia, Venerida, Veneridae. The transcript is spliced from 4 exons.
CAUAUCGAUCGGAUUACUUUAUAAUACAGUUGUUUACGCAAAGCAAGUUGUAUGGGAUUUAACUUUACUUGUAAAAAUUGUUUUCUAAAAGAAUAUUAUAUUAAUUUAGUACAUGUAUUGAAAUGGCUGUAGCGGAAGGUAAUGUUUCUAUUUAUGAAAAAUCUGAAAACGGUAAAGAUAUUAUGUGUAAACCGUGCAUUUUUGAUGGAAAUGUAACAGCAGCUAAAGGCCGUUGUAAUGAAUGUCAAGAGAACAUGUGUACUGAGUGUUUUCAGCAUCAUCGGAGGGGAAAGAUGUGUAGGAACCAUACGUUUCUAGAUACAGCUUGUAUUGAUGGUUCGUCGGCUGUGGACGAAGAAUUAGGAGGUUUGCAAGAUAUAUGUCCGAAGCAUGAUCAACAACCUUUGACGUUUUAUUGCGCAACGCAUCGAGUGAUUGGCUGUAGAGACUGCAUAAUCUUCGAGCAUAAAACAUGUGAAGUAUCAUAUAUAUCGGAUAAGACGAUGAGUUUAGAUAAUGUAGACAAAAAUGAAUACUUAGACGAAGCCAUAAAAGAGAUUGAAAAAUGCAGCAACGAAAUAAAAGAAUACGAAAAGGAUAUUAAAACAAACAUGGACAGUACACACGCUACACAUAAAACAUUUACCAGAGACGCCGAGAGCUUUAGGAAAACGAUAAAGGAAAAGAUGGAUUACCUGAUUUUUGAUGCUUGUGAAGAGGCAAACGAUACAAAAACCGAGACUUUAAGAUGUUUAGAGAAGCUAGAAGUAAAUGCAUCAAAUAUGAGAGAAAAUCUAUCUGCAAUGAAAAUGACAAUGGAGAUAGAGAAAAAUGAUCCAAUAAGGUUAUUUGUCACGGCAAUACGUUCGCGAAAAAAAUUGAAAGAUAUAAAGGAAACUUUUGCUAAAUUUGAAAAAAGUAAUAGAGCUAGAACAUUUACGUUCAUAAGACAGGAAACCAUAGGAAAUGUGAUUGAAGGAUGUAAGGGACUUGAUUUAAUUCAAAGAAUUCCAGUUGCCGAACAUGACAAGCGAAACGUAAACAGAAAACCUAGAACUGUGAUGACUGAUACGUGUGUAAGGCUUUGAUAAAAGACAAAGAAAAGAUUUAUCUGCUUUGACAUAAAUAUUUAAUAAAGAACUUUAUUCAUUGAUAUCAUGCGUUAAAAUUACCUACGUUAAAUUUUAUUUGAAGCCUCCCUCCUAUAAAGUUGACAUCAAAGCAUUCACUUGUACACGGGAGAGUAGCGCCCCUCUUAAACAUCAUGGUCGUUACACGGAUUGCAGUUGAUGGUCUAACUAAAACAUUAAACAUGAAAAUGAUUGUGUCAAUGUCUUCAAGAAACAAUUUCAAAAUUUCCAUUUUCCUUCAAAGAAGGUGGUAACUGUAAAAUUUUCUAGCACAAUGUUUUGAAUUGCUUUAAUCAAUAAAG